This is a messenger RNA of Calidris pugnax (ruff), 471 nucleotides long. Its product is annotated as MICOS complex subunit Mic19-like. Gene Ontology annotation, cellular component: MICOS complex; mitochondrion. The record is from RefSeq and is a predicted model, not a curated record. The annotation marks the transcript as partial. The transcript is spliced from 4 exons. Gene Ontology annotation, biological process: inner mitochondrial membrane organization. NCBI's taxonomy places the organism in Eukaryota, Metazoa, Chordata, Aves, Charadriiformes, Scolopacidae.
GCGGGGCGCGCUGGCAGCGGGGCCGGCGAGUCUCCUUGGGGCCGUCCCUUGGCCGCGGCCUGGUGGCGCCGGGCGAAGAUGGGAGCCGGCGGCAGCACCCGGCGCGUCACCUUCGAGGCGGACGAGAAUGAGAACAUCACGGUGGUGAAGGGCGUGCGGCUUUCUGACAGCCUCAUCGAUCGGAUGAAGGAACCUUCUUCACCCAGUGGAAGAUCGCAGCACCGAUCGGCGUCUGGUGCAGUUAAUAAUGAAGAACUAAAGAAAAGAAUAGCUGAAGAACUGGCAUUAGAACGAGCCAGGAGAGAUGCUGAAGCUCAAAAGAGAAGAUUGAAACAAGAACAGAUGUACGUGCGGGAUGAGUUUGGCAGGCUUCUGGAAAGAGAGAGGAUUUCUUCUAACGAACAUUUGACUCGAGCCAUUCUCCGCGAGAGAGCGGCGACGGAAGAGGAGCGGCAGAAGGCGCAGCGUUUU